This is a messenger RNA of Portunus trituberculatus (swimming crab), 12517 nucleotides long. RefSeq lists its product as uncharacterized. NCBI's taxonomy places the organism in Eukaryota, Metazoa, Arthropoda, Malacostraca, Decapoda, Portunidae. Gene Ontology annotation, molecular function: protein binding. Gene Ontology annotation, cellular component: plasma membrane. The record is from RefSeq and is a predicted model, not a curated record. Bases 712 to 3711 code for a protein of 999 amino acids. The transcript has 6 exons.
UGUCCCGGGCCACUCUCACGGAAGCACGUCGCGCCAGCCUCUCGUCGCCCGGCUCGCGUGGCCACCCGUGCUCGUCCGUGUCGCUCUGCACAGCCACUCAGUGGUCCGCCAGGGUAGAGGUGUGCGUGCCCCGCGUAGCGACUCGUGCCCGGUGCUGCCUGACCUGCUGUUGCGGCGAGACAGGUUGCAGGUGACUUGUUGUUCCCCCAUGCUACCCGCGAGCGAAGGUUGUGCGUGAGGAAUGCAGCGCCGCGUCUACCUCGUGUUGUCAGGAUGAUCUCUUAAUUAAAGUGAGGGAUUUGGAAUAAGUUCUCUGAGCUGUACGUACUUGCAGGAUAAUUGUGUGCAAGGGAAACGAAGAAACUAUACACUACAUACGCCAUAAAAGUAAAGAGGAAAGGUACGGUGGAAAAGUUACCUGUGUGUAUUCAUAGAAAUUGUUAAUCCGAGCGAGACUCAACACCCACGCCUGCUGCUGGAAGAGUCAAGCACAGCCACGCCUGGUGGAGACUGCAGGCGGCGAGGCGGUGGCAAGCAGCUGGUGGGGCGGCAGGUGAGGGCCAGGGAUGGGCCAGGUGCUGCGUGCCCACUGACCCGCCCCGCCCCAUGAUGCCCGUCGCAGGAGUUGUAUCGAGGGAAACCACCAUCACCACCACCUCCACACCAGCCGGACACAAUUAUCUCGUUCAACACAGAUGAGCGUUGAGUGUGAUGGGCUGGGGGUGGCGGCCUGCGGAGUGCGGUGGGUGUGGCAGCCCUGCGCUGGUGUGGGCGUUGGUGUUCGUGCUAGCGUGGGCUGUCGCGCGGGCGGGGCGGGUUGAGGGCUGUGACAUGGGUGAGCUGAGGUGCCAUGAUGGAAGCUGUGUCUCUGCCGACCAGUACUGCGAUGGCGAGGCGGACUGUUCAAAAAACGAAGAUGAACCGGCCCACUGCACGCAGUGCAACCGCCUGUACUAUGGCACAGUGGGCAAAACGUACGAGCUGCAGGUGCUGUGGCCGCUGCAGACCAAGCGAGCGCCGGUGUGCAACCUGACGCUGGUGGCUGCCGGGGGUCCACAUGGAGACCUCAUCCAGCUUGCCUUCCACAAGUUCACGCUCGGCAAACUCAAUUCGCACACUGACCAGGGCUGUCCACACGGCCACAUGCAGAUCAUAGAGAACCAGCGCAUCUACAGACCCGGCUUCUGGUGCGGGGACGGCCUCGGGCUGCCCAUGUACUACUCCGAGACGCCCUCCGUGUCCGUCAUCAUCUCGCGGCUCCCCACAGACGACGACCUCACCGCCCUCGACGACUUCCCGAGUUUCUACGUCAAGAUGUCGUACAAGUUCCUGCGGCGAGGAUCUGCUGUGGUGCGCUACGGGAUGGAGGAGGAGCCCAAGUACCUGGGGCUGAGAGACAAGACCACGGUGUGCAACGCUUUCUUUUCCAACUGUGACCAGCAGCCGUGUUACGUCCAGUCACCGAACUUCCCUGGCAUGUAUCCGCGCAACACCACCUGCUACUACCACCUCAAGCAGACCAAGGCGCCGCCCGGCAAGCGAGCCAUCAUAGCGCUCAGCCAAGACGACGGCCAGCUGGUGCACAUUAAGAGUCAGGCGCUGCCCCACGACACAGCUGAGCGCCACCUCAAGCUGUACGAGGACUGCUAUUACGUGGGGGACUAUGUGCGUGUGUACGACGGCAACUCCACCACCUCACCCGUGCUGGUCACCUUCUGCCGCGGUGACAUUGUGCCAGAGAUCGUGUCCUCCGGACCGGACGUCCUCAUUGAGUUCACCACGUCACCCUUUGACAACCCGAACCACGAGAUGCCGUGGACACAUCUGGCAGGAUUUGAGCUGAAAGCGGAGACUCGCUUCAUCCCGCAGGACUCUAUCGGGGAAGACUGUCGCGUUGUGAUCCGCAGCAGUGACAACAGCAGCGGCUGGGUGGAGGGCGCCAGCCACAGCGUGCCGCCCAACACCACCUGCGUGUGGCAGUUCCUCGGCUCGCACGGCCAGGUGGUGUGGAUCACCUUCGUGUACUACACCAGGACCACACAGCUGGCCAAGCUGCAGGGCAAGCUGUGCACCACGCAGCUCACCAUCGCAGACGGGGAAUGGCCGGAGGGUACGCCCAUCGCCCGCCAUUGCCGUGACUCUGAGAUGCGCACUUGUCACCGAGCGCGCCGCCUGCGGGACGACGCCACGGUGCGUCCCUGCGACAGGAACGAGUCCUACGUGUCCACUGGCAGAAACCUCAGCAUUCAGCAGCUGUUUGAGGACGGAAGUAUCGUCACCAAAGUUUCAUUUUUGCUCAGGUAUGAGUUCGUAGACCGUCGCCAAGCCGGUGAGUGGGUGGAGGACCCUUGUACCCGCGUCAUCCGCAGCGACGGUGCAUCACGCGGCAGCUUUUCCUUCUCGGCACCACGGGACGUGUUCUUGUACGGGCGCGGCGGGCGGUCAGCAGUGUCGUGCUCGUGGCGCCUACUGGGGGCGCCGGACCAGGUGGUUCGCCUCACCAUCACCAGCUUGCAGACGGGGUCAUCAGGAUGCCGCAGGGAGGUGAACCGCCAAACCAAGGCGCUGCGCUGCCUGGCCGGCGCUGCCACCCACAUGUCCCUGUCAGUGUCUGAGUGGCCGUGGGCCAACGUAGAGCUUCCGCUGGCCUGUGUAUGUUCCCAGGACGACAUUCCCCUGACGGAAGUGUCCCACGGGCCAGACCUCACCCUCAACAUGACCAUCCGCGGCAUGCUCACCCACGAGGACUACAUGCACUACUCCUUCAACGCCACCUACGAGUUCCUGCAGGCGCCGGGGUGCAUCGGCGCCACCAGGGUGCUGAAGGGCGCCGCGGGGGAGGUUGUAGCCUCUUCCUCCUCAGACACCAAGACUAAAUGCGAGGGGUUCCCGUGGCUCCUCAAGACACCGCCCAAACACGCGCUCUUCCUCACGCUGCCCCGCGCCAGCCUGGACAACGGCACCUGUGCCUCCGAUACCAGGCUGUUUUUUCACGUGCCGGGCAAGGCAGACCCGGUGUUGGGCGUGUGUCCCGCGGCAGACCCCGCCGCUACCAUCACCUUCUUCUGGCCGCCUCAGUCACUGGGGCAGCGCGCUAUCAGCCAGUCACCCCCCGCUAUUGAAGACACAGACUCAGCAGUGCAGAUUGGGGAGGGUGAGGUAGAGGAAAAGUCCUACACACAGGAACUGGACCUGCGGGAGCCCAGCGGGCACGGGUCCUCGCUGGUGGUAGCAUGGCAGCCGCGCAGCGCCUCACAGCUUCGUCUGCGCUGGCUCACCACCUGGAUUCCAGAGGAGAGCGAGGGCGUGGGCUACUUCCCUUACUUCCACACCGAGGGCCCCGGGGGCUGGCGGGACGAGCACAGUCAGCUCAACUGUAAGGAGCUGUGCCCAGAACUGCACGCCUGCAUCCCAGCAGAGCUUUGGUGCGACGGCAAGCAGCACUGCCCACAAGGCAGUGACGAGACCGUGGCCAACUGUCUGCUGGAGCGCAUCCCGUGGCUGUACCUCACCAUCGCUGGCCUCACGCUGCUCACUCUGCUCUCCAUCACCGUGUCCGCCGUGAGCCGCCACCGCCAGCAGAAGGCCAAGAAGCGGCAGCAGGACGCCAGGCGGGUGUCCACGCAGGAGUCGAUCCUCCCGCCGAAGGAGAAAAGCUUAAGUGCCUAUGCCCUCGACUACACCGACAUGGACUUUGAAACGACCGUCUGAGGUGCUCGUUGCUGUCUUUAAAUCUCUCUCUCUCUCUCUCUCUCUCUCUCUCUCUCUCUCUCUCUCUCUCUCUCUCUCUCUCUCUCUCUCUCUCUCUCUCUCUUUUUUAAGGUCAGUGUCCAGUCGGCGCUCUUCUACACAUUGUGAUCUCCUUUGCGAUUUUGUACAUGACUGCGUGCGACACCCUUACUGUACUCUCCCUCUUUCAUACCCCCCAUCAUCCAGCCCUCCUCCCGCCCGCUGCCCCUUCAGGUGUAGCGGGAAGAGCGUGUGGUGCUUCAUAUGUUUAUUACCAGUCUCGCUGCCACGCUACAACAUGUCUCUUUCGCGUGCCGAUUCGCCUUCUAAGCUAGUCUAUCAUUAUUACAUCCCAGAGACGUAAAUUUUAUCGUGCUUUUAAUUAGAUGAGUAAAUGGUAAUAAUUAACUAAUAAAAAAAACGGUAGAUACUCGCCUCAACAGAACAUAUCAUUAGGCAAUACUAAGAAGCCAGUCUCCAUGGGCGUGUUGGUGGAGCGAGGGCGUGUGGAAGGGUGGAAAAGUGGAAGGGAAGCGCCGCGCCCCAGGGAGGUGAAAGAGAGGAAGGGAAGGAAGAAGAAUAGAGGGAGGAGCAGCCUGGAGGUGGUCAUCAUGUUCUGUAUUGGUGCCCUAACUCUCAUUAUUACCUUAGUAUCUGAUUAACCUCUCUCUCUCUCUCUCUCUCUCUCUCUCUCUCUCUCUCUCUCUCUAAAUCACACGACGUACCCAACUUCAUCACCACCACCACCACCUCCACCACCAACACCGCCAUCGCCGCUAACAGAAGUCCAGCCGCUGCCGUUCCAAGCAUCAAGCAGUACACGAGAGAGAGGGAGAGGGAUCACAGGGAGAGGGAGAGGCUGCGCACUACUACAGCUACUCCCUCAGCCACACAACACCCACCACUCUGCAUCUCAAAGGCCACCAACGCCACACCUGAAUUUGCAAUGGGACGAGUGGGGGAUGACCUGACCUAACCGGAUGCAGGCUUAUUCGGACCUUAGCUUAUUCGGACCUUGGCUCAUUCGGACCAACUUCGGAUCCAUGUUCUUGCUCAUUCGGACCCAUUUUGUAGUUGAUUCGGACCCAUGUUGUAUCUGAUUCGGACCCAUACUGUGGUUGAUUCUUACAUUUUUUUUUCCCUGUUUGGCAUUUGAUGAGGAAACACACCGAUAUAUGAAAGGUAUGAAAGAAAGCAGGUUAACACAGUGCAAGGGCGCCUCAGGAGACUAUGGGAGGAUUACAAUGAAGAAAAUAACAGCUGGUCGGUUACUGAAGAAAUGUUGAGGCAUACUGUAAGGUUCGGUGUAAAUUAAAUGCUUUCCUAACACUUUAUUCAUUAUGCAGUUUUUACCUUUCUAUUUUGUUUACUUUACAUUAAUCAUUUGAAAUUACUUUAGGAAAUUUCAGUUUUAUUUGUAGUUUUAAGUUUUCAAUAGAAUAUUUUAAUUAUUUUAGCAUUUUAAUUUCAAGUACUUUUUAGCUAUUACUUUACAUGUUAUAGCUUAAGUUUUAGAUGAUAUAUUGUAAUUAUUUUAGCUACUUAAUUUCACGCAAUUAUUUUGUUAUUACUUUACAUGGAAUAUGCAUUUGAAACGUUCAUUAAAUGCAUUGCUUAUUUAUUUUCAUGUUUCAAUCUCUUUUCCUUUUUUAAUAAGUUACCAUUACUUUACACGAAAUACGCAUCUAAAACUUUCAUUAAAUGCAUUAUUUGUUUACUUUAUUGUUUUAAUCUCUCUUCAGUUUUUAAUAAGGUCCUAUUAAACCAGAAAAAGGUCUGAAUCAGCUUGAAUGAAGGUCCGAAUUAGAUGGGCCGUAUAAGCCAGGUCUGAAUCAGCCAAGGUCAGAAUAAGCACGCACCGACCUGACCUGCCUCCGUCUAAGCUUCCAUGUCCUGUGGUUCGGAUCUUGCCAAGCUAAUGUCGUGUUUCCUGGUUGUACAGAGUCGUAGUAGCUGUGAUGUGUGGGAUUAGAGCGUUGCUACUGUCUCUGAGGAUUGUAUUCUGUGACACUUCUGCGCUGAACCAACCUCCUCCAUUACAUUAAAAAGGUUCUAGUUGAAGUUGCAAGGGUUUUUAAUGCUUUUUUAUAGUUCCAGUGGUAGAUCAAUAAAAUUUCUACGCUGUUAACAAUAUAAAUUCACUUGAAAACCCAGCUAAUCGUCUCAGUACCUUAGUAGUGGUGAUAGAACAGAGCGUUUCAGAAUACAGGUCUUGUGAAACACAUAAAGGGACGUCUUGUUUGUCAACCACAGUAUUCCCUUCAGUGGCGGCGCACUAGUGAAUCGAACAAGACACGUAAUUAGUGAUCUCGUUAACAGACAGGAAUAUACACACGGCACUUUCUUCCUUAAUGAGCGUCGGCAUUAGUUAUCACUCCAAUCAGUAACACCAGACGGCAGUGCCCACAAACAAAGGAAUAGGUGGCGCCAGUAGGUCUUCCCAGUAAAUUUGUGGCUUAAUCUUAAAAGUUAGUGGUGGCUGGAUAUAUUGGCAGAGGUGGGGCGCCGCGGGUCACGGGUGGGCCGAGCUAAGGCGAAGCAACACAUCAACAUUUUCCCUCCUAGAUGCCUCCCCAACCGCCGCCGCCGCCGCCGCCGCCGCCGCUGCUCCCGGCCCUCGCUCCACCACACAAAGUUUUCUCCUUAUUCUUUUCCUCAUCGAGUUUAUAAAAAUUUAAUAUAUAAUAUCUGAGGUCUGGCGGAGAAAUAUUUGGUAUAUGUGUAGAUUGAGGCUGUGGAGAGGAGACAUUGAGGCCGCGAUCAUCAGCUUUAAGGCGACUGGAGAUCAUUCCGUGUUUUCUUAUUUCCCUGGACGACGCGUGUGUCCUGUAGCACCUUUCACGCGGGGCUCUUCCCACCUCACGACUAACGAGACACCUGUCGUUACCUUCACUGUAGUGCUCGUUAGGUACCUGUGUGGCUCAUUGACAUUCCAAAUCAAAUUUCACAUAAUCAAAACGUUUCUGUCGAUUUAGCGGCUUUGUGUUUAGCGAUUCUUAGUCCUUCACGCUCGCCGACUUUUUCCGAAAGGGGACGAGCCAAUGAGACUGAAAGACACGUGUGUUUGGGGCGCGGCAGGAGCUCGGAUAUACGUAGAAGAAGAGACCCAUACUGCACCAUCUUGUUGACUAUCUCCUAUAACUGUCUUAUCUUGCUUAUUCCUGUGCUUAAAAGUCUCUCUCUCUCUCUCUCUCUCUCUCUCUCUCUCUCUCAGGCCCAUAUAUUGAAACAUUCUGCGCUCCACAACCACCACUGUCAAAAGACUCUCGUUAAAGUGACAGGUAUUUGAGGUUGUUUUUCCAUCUCUAGUGACAGAUUGAUGAGAUUUUUACACUACUACGGAAAAAAACAAUCGAGAAAUCCUGGUCAGUACUCGCUGUGGUCUUAAAAAUAGUCGUGGUGAGAGAGCAAAGCGUUUCUAAAUACGGGUCUUCUGUGUGUAGCUCCUUUCUAUGACUCGUGCUCUUGGCGUCUCCUUCGGCCUCACCACAGCAGGUUACCAACGAUCUAAGCAUACUAGCGGACUGGCCAGCGAGUGUUGGUGAAGAUGGAGGUGCAGGUGGUUUCCCCGUGGUGUCCUCGUGGGCGUGGCGCGGCGUCAACCCUUCCAGUGUACAUUAGGUCCUCGAAGGUCCCAAAGUCCUGCACUCAUUUACAUAUUGCAGAGGAGUAUAAAAAUUAAACUGUUACGCUACGGUCUUUCCCUGAUACAUUUCCCUUCAUUUGCUGCCUAUAUUUUUCCAGCAUUGCAUUCACUCCUUGUUUUCUUGGCACACCUGAGUCGAGGGGCUUCACGACGGUGCUGCAGACUGGUCCUGGCCACCGGCGGGCGUGGAGGCCGCCUUCAUGCCCUCCUCCAAGCCUCCAGACCUUUGACACAAGUGUGGACGGCAGGAUGUACCACAAGACUGCUCUGCCACAGUUCCCUCGUAACAUUAAUAGCCAUGUAUUACGUAAGGUGUCUCGUGUUUUCUGUCAGUUAUCAAAAGGGUAAUUUACUCAUCAACAUAACAACUUUCAGCUCAAAAGUAGUGAUCCAAUGUUCAGUUUUUUGUACUUUGUGGGAACACGAAAUUACCUUCUCGGAAUAUCACUGGAGGCGCACACGGGUAAUGACGUUCAAUGAGCUUAACGUUAGCACAGCACAGAGUAGAAAGGAACUAUUGUGAAACACCGCUGUGAACGCGAAGCACGAAUGAAAAACAAAACAAAACAGUGCUUGGAUUUACAUUCAAAGUGAAUGCAAUGAAAGAAAAGACUUUCAGUGAGUUCAUGACGGUGAAAUCCUGACAGACUGUCAGCAAGCAGGCGGAUCAGCUGCUGUAGUGAAUGAGAGCAAACGGUGACGCCCGCCUCCCGACGACCCCGCGGCGGAGCCCCACGGCGGGAGGACGCCCACAGCGAGGAUGAGGAGCAACACUGCGAAGACAAUCAUGAUGAGUAAAGAGAAGCAAACAGCAAAGUGAGUCCGUGCGUGGGGGGGGGGCGAGGCUCCCUGGCGGACAGCAGCAGCAGCAGCAGCACAGUGACGCCAGCCUCUAUCAGUGUGUUGGACAAGGAAUGUAUUGCAAUUUUAAUGAGUUUUAUACCAAUGCGUAUAAAUAGGGGAACAUUACCCUUAUCGCUUUAGUGCAUAAGGUUCAUAUUUUAUGUCUUCAAAGUGUUUUUAUCUGGUUUGCACUAAGUGUUGAAUGGUUUCCCAUUACAAUAUUAGUCACCACGGGAAGGUGACUCCCCCUCCCAGGCUCCCCACGCUUGGAUCUUCCCAAAGGAAACAAACCACUUUUGCUCACCAUUUGCCAAUGUAACAGCUUCAAUAUUUUUGUAAUUUAGUGACGUGUUAGGUGAUUGACAUUCAAUAGUUUGUAUCUCACGGACUGUUACUUCACCGAGGCUCUGCAGGAUCUCGGCCGCCGACACCAGCCACCACCGACCGCCGCAGUGCCGGCAGCGCUGCGCCAGACGUGUUUCCCUGAGUGUUCUCGGUGUGUCGACUCAACUCAUUAUGUCAGUAACGUGUAGGAAAAAAAAUUCCUUUUUUUGUCUCAUAAAUUAAUGGAUCAGGUGAGACUGGAGGCCAACCUAUAUAAUUUUUCUUUCACAUGUCUAAUGCAAGGAUGAUUGUUUUGUUCAGUUUCGUACUAGUGCCAGUGUUCAUGCGAAACGAGGAGGCGAGGUGGGCGUAAGCAGGUCACAAUGUUACUUCAGCGUCAAGUUAAUUGUAUGAAUGUGCUUCACCACAGUCUACGUGAACUGUGCAUGUCUUCCUAACGCAACACAAACAUCUCCACUAACACCACUUCAUUAAAACCACUUCACCAGACAGCGAGAAAAACGAGCAGAGAAACAAGCAUUCCAUUCCUUCGUGUCACUUCCCAGCAUGAGGCUUCAGGACGCGAUGUUUCCUGGCCACGGGUAACGAACAGGCGGCAUUAGGCGAGCGUCAGUGUGCAGAAGGGAGCCGUGGAGCCUGACAGUGACGCCGUGCUCUUCGCCACCUGCCGGACGCGGGUAAUGCUCCUCGCCACUCAUGAUCCCACACACGCACUCAUCACGCUCCCACCUCACUCACUUAACACCCCCACUGACUCUCUCUCUCUCUCUCUCUCUCUCUCUCUCUCUCUCUCUCUCUCUCAUCACCUAAGGCUACCCAACACCUGCACACCGCCACGCCGCCAGAAAUACCGCCGCGAUGGACAAAGACAUCCUCACUUUGAUCCGUGAAGUAGCGGCAAACCUUCCCUUCAUUUCCAGCUACGUGUUGUUAUUUUUGCACUGCCUGGACGUUGUGAGAGAGGCAAUAUGCAAAUCAAGCUGAUAUAUUUAUGGUUAGUUAUUCAGCUCAUUUAUUUCGUGUUGUAUAAAAAGAGCAAGGCCGCUGGAGAGGGAGAAAGGCAGCCUGGUCACGCUAAUCAGUGGCGCAGUUUAGUUCAUUAAGAGCAGGAAAUGAUGGAAUGCUAUUAAAAACCUGGCCAUUUACGGAAUAAUUAACGGAUGUGAGUUACAGAAAGGUUGCAGGACGAGAAGGAGAGGAUUAUAGUAAAAAAUAAGUAAGCAUUAUUAGAUUACCCCUUUAGAUUACAGAUAAGAAGCGAAAUACGUAAUUAAUCAUUCAAAUUAUGGACAGGUAAAAAAGGCAAGCUAUUUUGGAUAUUUUCAAAAGAAAUAAUCAAGACAAAUUUUUUGAAUGAAAGAGAAAACAAAUAACUUCCUUAAUCCUUACAAAAAAAUGUCAACAAUAACCUUUUUGAAUUAAUGAAAGGCUGUAACACCACUUUCAUAAAAUUAGUUUAGUCUUUCCUCUUUUACUGUUCAAUAUUUCUCUUAUCACUUGGACAGAUUUCACACUUUGAUCUCUUAAUCCCUUGAGCACCAUGACACGUUUUGAUAUUCAUUCUGAUGACUAUAUGGUGACUUUAUACAGCUAUAGAAACUUAUGUGGGGAUCAAAAAUAGUGAAAACUCUGACCAUUAAUCUUCUGACCUUCAUAAACUCUUCCUAAUGCAAAUAAAAUUGUCUAAUAAUCCUCAAAACUCAUGGUAAAAAUGCGUCCCAGUACUGAAGGGGUUAAAAUCACUAAGUAAUAUAAAACUGAUAGAUAAAACUAUUAUUUCUCUUUUCUUUGAGUGUCCAUCAAACUUUCAACCCUCUGAAUUUCUUAAAGGGACAACACACAGAAGUAAAAUAAUUAAAUAGUUGAAAAUCCCUAGACACUUCACAACUCUCGUCUAUAAAUCCUCAACACUGCUCAUAUGAGGAUAAAAACACUCGAGAUAGACCAGAGAAACAACAGGAGUGUGGCAUUUACGCUCACCAGGCGGCGUAGGGUGUGGGCAUUAUUAAGCUUGUUUCCUCCUUUCCAACAAGAGGCAGCGGGGAGUGCGUGGAGAGGUGCUGAGUGAGGGAGGAGUGAGUUAAGGCACCCUGCAUCACCAUUUGUUUCGCUCCUAAAAUAAAUGAACGGAGAAAGAAGAGGCGGAGAGUAAAGACGGCAAUGCUUUUCCCUUAACACACUUCUGAAAACGAAAAUAACUCCUCAUCAGUGACUUUAAAUCACUUCUCCUCCUCCUCCUCCUCCUCCUCCUCCUCCUCCUCCUCCUCCUCCUAUUCCUCCUCCUCCUUCAGUUCCUUCUUAAAAGUCAAUGUAACUCAUUUCAAAUCUUUAAUGAGCUUUGCCUAAUUCUCUUAAGGACUAUUCCAAGGCAGUGAUUUAGGCUCAAUUAUUGUUCCCCAGAUUUCAAAGUUACUCUCCCUCAGGCACCUCGUUUCUAUUAAUAUUAAAGAGGGUUUUUAUUUUCCUAUUUCUUUAAUCGCGUGAAAUUUGUGAAGUGGUUUUAUGGGUGGAAUUCUCUCUCUCUCUCUCUCUCUCUCUCUCUCUCUCUCUCUCUCUCUCUCUCUCUCUCUCUCUCGACUAUACAUUGAAGCACACUGGUCACGUAAAAAACCGCCACUAACAUGAAAAGCAUCAAGGAAAAGAGGAAAAAAAUAAAGGAAAAAUGAAAACUAAAAAGAUAAGGAGGUGAAAGUGAGAAAGAAAUGAAGAUAAAAGACACACCAACCAUUCUUUACACACACACACACACACACACACACACACACACACACACACACACACACACACACAAGGAAGAGAACACAAGCCACUACUGCCAAUAGAGACAUAAGAACCUGGCGCUAGUACAUGCAAAAACAAUAAAUGAUAAUAAUAAUUCAAUACCUGGAUAUUAUUUCAUUAAGGGUUACAAUUUCUGCUUUAUUAUUUUUUUCCUUGCCUUUUAUUUCUUUCGAGAUGUGAGUUGGUAGAUGACAUGGCAAAGGAUAUGGCCAAUGUACUCUCGCCUGCGUGUUGUUCCUUCCCUGCUCCCCUCCUACCAUGCCCCAUAUCCAUAACCUUUUCCCCCUCCCCAAGACACCAAGUCCUAAACCCACCCUGUAGUCAUUUAUCGAAGAAUUUAUCGGUGGAAUUGUAGAAGUUUAUCAGCAUUUCUCGAUGUAGUGAAUUCCAAAGGCUUUAUAUAACACCUGAAAUUUCAUGCCUCCUCUCUUCCUCUUCCUCCUUCUCUUCCUUACCUGGUCCCGUUCCUUAACUACUACACCUGGGUUUCUCCUUCCCGGUACAUUCAUUAGCUUCCCUUCCAUUUAAUACAGACGUACAUACAUACACAUCAAAAGGCUUUAUAUGAAAUUAUGACACGACUAUUUCUCCUUUCUUAUUUGUAUUUUUCCCCUGUCCCAAUAAUACACAGAUAGAAAGAGAUACAGACAGACAUACAUAUACAUACAACCAGGCAGACAUACACACACACAUACACACUCCCUGCUUCCUCUCCCAGUCCCCUCAGCCCCUCCUCUCAUCACUAACACAACCUACAAUGGGUGCCAAAAACAUAAUACUAGUCUAAUGAAACAAAAUAAUAAUAAUAAUAAUAUAUAUAUCUUAGUUUUGGGCAACUAUUUUUAUAAGAUUAUUUUUUUGCUCUUGUUCUUCCGGCGGACGUGUUUCCCUGGACAGCAUUGUAAGCAUAAGGUUUUUGCUUUGACAUCCCUCUCCCAGCCCAGCCCGGCCCAGCCCAGCCCAGCCCAGCCCAGCCCAGCCACGGUUCUGUGUAUGAAUUUCGUAUUUGUAUAUUUUUUUGAGUCUCGCUCCUUCCCUUCCUUGUAAGUUGAUGUCACUGUUCUUCUCCGUGUAUGGUUUCACUACCGGCAUCCCACACAAAUACAUGAAGUGUAACUGAAAUUUUAUACUUGUUUGUACAAAUAAAAAGAUCUCUUAUAUUUCCCAACAGAA